CUGAAAUUUUUAAUUUGGUAUUAUUAUCUUGUUCUAAUCAAAAUCAAAGAAAACUUUCAAAUCAUUAUUUUUAUGAAAUGAUCAAAAAAAAAAAUUUAAAACCAAAUGAGUUGACUUUUCAAUAUUUAAUAAUUUCACAUAUUGGAAAUGAUGGGGUUGGAUCUUCUGGAUCUUCUGGUUCAUCUUCCGGAUCUCGUGGACCUCAUGAAUCUCAUGGAUCUCAUAGAUCUCAUGCAUCUCGUGAAUCUCGUGGAUCUCGUGGACCUCGUGAAUCUCAUAAACGUAAAGAAAAUUUUUUAGAAAUAUUGAGAGAAUCUAUAGAUUUUUAUAAAUUAAUGAAACGAAAAUUUUUACUAAAGCCAACCGAGAUUACAAGUUUUAUUUUAGUAAAUGGUAUAGUAUAUCAAGAUAAAUUAUUAUCUAAUGGUGAAUUAUUACCUUUAACAAUUGUUGAUGUACUUCCUGAAUUAUCUCAUGAAUUAUUGGACAAUUUACAAUUUAAGAUCAAUCCUGAGAUAAAUAAGAAAGUUACCAACAAAUAUUUACAAUCACUUUUUUCCACUCUUUUGAAAUAUAAUUAUACAAAUGAAGCAGAAAAUGUUUAUAAAACAAUACAUUCACGCAAACAAGGGUGAUCUUCUUGCAGCAUUAUAUUAGAUUUUAAAGAGAUCACAGUGUUAUUCAUAGAUUUGCAUUCUGGAAAUAUAAUUUAAUCCCUUCUAAAGAGAUAAAGAAUUUAUCAAAGAUUAAUUAAACAUCAUGGGGUUCCCGAUGAACCGCACACUUCUACGUAAAUAGUAGUUAGGAUAUACCAGUAUGGAGGUAUGAUUAUAUAUAAUGGAUCAUCCGAUAAGAGAGAGAGAAAUGGGAAAUUUGGAAUAUUAGCUUUUAGAUUUAUUUAACCGUAUUAUUAUAUUAUUCAUGAUUAAAUGGAAUAAGUGGGUAAAGGGUACAAAUGAUAUACUGGUGAUAUAC
Molecule: messenger RNA, 975 nt
Organism: Rhizophagus irregularis DAOM 181602=DAOM 197198
Lineage: Eukaryota; Fungi; Glomeromycota; Glomeromycetes; Glomerales; Glomeraceae
Source: RefSeq, a predicted model, not a curated record